AUGGUUAAGAGAAAUUCCAGAAAAGGCUAUAAUGAUUAUUCAAAAAAACGCAAACGUUAUUGUUUAAAAAGUAUCAUCAACGUAAGCAGUGACAGCAGUGGCGACGAUGAUAAUGAUGGCAAUAGGUUAAACGAGCAAAUAAAUGAAAAUAUUGUCAACGUUGAAGAAGAAAAUAAUUUCAUUGAGGAACAUCAUGAAGCAGAAGUAGACAACAGUUUAAACACCAGCCAGAAUAAUGAAGAUACCAAUAUAGAAAGUGACUCACAAGAUAGAGAGGUUUUAAACAGAAAUGAAGGUAGCGAAGAUACUGAAGAAAAUGAUAUUGAAAAUGGAACAGAAAAUAAUAGUAACGAUGACAAUAAUGCUGCUGAUAUUGAUAACAAUGAUGAAUUUAAUUGUUAUAAAUUACCUACUUAUCGUGACGUUAUUAAUUUAUUUAUGUAUAAACAUUUGACGUUAAAAUUGACUAUACCUAUCAGUACUACCGAAGCUAUCGAUGAAUUAGAGGCUAUGUGGGAUAAAAUUGGAAUUCCCACGACACUGAAACGAAAUAGUAUUCGGAAAUUUGAAAAGUUUUAUGACGAUUACAAAGACAUUAAGAAACGAAAAUCUCUUAACAAUCUCUCAGACAAUCAAAAGCACGAAGUGGAAAAUUUCGUUAGUCAAUUGAACAAAUUAUUUGAUAUUGCUGAUAAUAGUGAAGUUGAGAAUCUUCCAAGUGAUUUACAAUUAUUUUUAGAAGAAUGUCGACAAAAUGAUGGCAAUAAAUGUUUACCAUUAAUAUCUAAGUUAAACGAAAAUGCAAUAGUACUUUCUGAUCAAUCAGUUUUGCAAGAUAUACAGGAUGAAAUACAAGAUGAAAAUAACAACAUUGAAUUUAAUCUGAUUAAAAAAUUAUCGCAGUUCUCAAUGUCUAAUGAAGGAAGUAGCCAAUCAUCAAAUCAAUCUGAAAAACGACCUUUGUCAGAUUACGAAGAUGAAUUCCACAAGCUAAAAGGAAACGUAAGGUUGAUGUUAUGA
Cotesia glomerata is the source of this 1020-nucleotide messenger RNA. Its product is annotated as GATA zinc finger domain-containing protein 15-like. The record is from RefSeq and is a predicted model, not a curated record. Bases 1 to 1020 code for a protein of 339 amino acids. The transcript has 4 exons. Lineage: Eukaryota; Metazoa; Arthropoda; Insecta; Hymenoptera; Braconidae.